AUGGCGUCCGCUCUGCUUGCCAGCCGGAAUGAGCCGUACUGGGGAGAACGGAAGGUGUAUAUGAGGAAAAACCCUAACCCUAACCCUAAAUCAAACCCUAACCCUAACCCUAAUUCUAAGAAGCUGAUCUUAGAUCCGUUAGACCAGAUCCAUGUCCGGCAACCCGAAGAACCGACGACCGUCGCCGCAGCGGCCGCUGCCGCCUCCGACGACUCGUCAUCGCUCAACCGGAAAUCGAUCAGCCUCAACCGGAAGGAAUCUGCCCCGGCCGCUGCCACCGCUGGAUACAUCACCUUCAACAUCGCUGCGUAUUCGAGGCGGGAGCUUCGAGAUCUGAAGAAGCGCCUGGUCUCGGAGCUAGAGAAGGUCCGGAGCUUGAGCCACCGGAUUGAUCGAGAAUUCCAGUCUAGAUCUGGAUACAGCGCAUCUCAGUUCUCCGGGAACUACUGCGGCGGCCGCGAGGUGACGUCUGCACGCCCCCCCGCGCUGAAUCUCUCGGCGUUGGAUGGGGCUCCUUUCUCCGAUGGAGCUAAGGAGAAGCGGACACCAAAGGCAAACCAGUACUACCGGCCGUCCGAGUUCCUGAUCGGGAAGGAGAAGCUGCCGCCUCCUCCAGAGGCCAAGAAAGCUUCUGGAAGCAAGCGGCCCCUGGCCCCGCCGGUGUUGGCUCGCGAUCCAAAGCGUCCGGCGUCUGAGUCAUCCACCGGGAACUUUCUUACCUCUGCGAUGAAGAAGUGCAGCCAGAUCUUGAUAAAGCUGAUGAAGCACAAGCACGGCUGGAUCUUCAAUGUUCCUGUUGAUGUUGUCGGCAUGGGCCUCCAUGAUUACCACCAGAUCAUCAAGCAUCCGAUGGAUCUAGGGACUGUGAAGUCGAAAAUGAUGAAGAAUCUCUACAAUUCGCCGCUUGAGUUUGCUGCAGAUGUGCGGCUGACCUUCAACAAUGCGCAGAUUUACAAUCCGAAGGGCCACGAUGUGUAUGCUGCGGCAGAACAGCUCCUGGGCCGCUUUGAGGAGAUGUUCAGCCCUGUGUACAGGGGGUAUGAGGAUGAGCUGCGGACAAUUGAGAUGGAGGAGAUCCGGCGAAAUUCGUGGAACCAGAUCCCUGCAACGACACCGGAGAGUGUCAAGAGGCCUGACCCGAGUCCAACACCAACUCCAACUCCUCCAGCCCCUAUGUUGAACCCACCACCGAUCCAAAACCCCUCACCGGCCUCAGCCAAGCCCUCGAUGAUGAGACCAAUGACAGGGAAGCAGCCAAAGCCAAAGGCAAAAGACCCUAACAAGCGGGAGAUGAGCUAUGAUGAGAAGCAGAAGCUGGGCAUGAACCUUCAGAGCCUCCCAGCGGAGAAGAUGGACCAGGUGGUGCAGAUUAUAAAGCGGAGAAAUCCCAAUCUGUCUCACCAUGGGGAUGAGAUCGAGGUUGAUAUUGAGGUUGUUGACACGGAGACACUGUGGGAACUCGAUCGGUUUGUGUCUAAUUGCAAGAAGAUGAUGAGCAAGUUGAAGAGGCAGGCGCUUGCCACAAACCAGAUCAUGGCAUCCGCCCCUGAGGGCAACAAGGUAAUAAGAUCGAAUACCUCGGAUCAUACAAAAUCCCAUGAAAUCCUUCUUGAGUAUUUGAUUGCUGAUGUGAAUUUGCAUGUUUUACAGUCUCCUCCUCCUGCGGUUGACACAACUGAGGAAGCUGCAUCCGCAAAGAAGGGCAGCAAGAAAGGGGAAAUAGGUGAGGAAGAUGUUGACAUUGGUGAGGACAUGCCGUCAACAAACUUCCCGCCGGUUGAGAUAGAGAAGGACACUGCUGGGAACGCCAGCCGGUCAAGCAGCUCUAGCAGCUCCAGUAGCGAUUCUUCAUCAUCCAGUGAUUCGGAUUCAGGCAGCUCGUCGGGGAGUGAUUCCGAUGCGGAUGAUGCACAAUCGCCAUUGGCAGGAUCAAAAGCCACUUCCCCGAGAAGCUAGAUGGUUGUGAUCUGGUGGGGCAAGCCUUGAUUUGGGGUCAGCAGAGUGGGAAAAGCUGGUGUUGAAGAAAUAUGGGUGAGAGCGAGGUAUGGCAUAAUACUCAACUGCCUUUAUUACUCUUGUUGAUGAUGAUGUUAGAUAGAUAGAUAGACUACAGAGGAAAAUGGAGAUCUGAGGAUUUGUGGGUUUUUCUUUUUUCUUCUUUUUCGUCCUUUUGGUUGCAGUUUUAAGGAGGGAAUGUGGCUGGCAAUGUGUAUCAUAUGUAAAGAGAGGACCAAAGAAGAAGGUAGAUUAGGGUUAGGUCAGAUUUAGAUGAUAGAGAGAGAGGGAGAGAGAGAGAGAGAGAUUUUGUACCAUACAGAAAAGGGCUGAUGAUUUUCCCAUCAAAAGGCUUUUGGCAAAAAUAUAAUUCUUUCUUGUUUUUCCAGAGAGACAGUGAUCAAUGGGCCCACUACCGUCCAUCAUCAUCACCAUCCCAGGACAUGAAUUAUUACCCAACAAACAUGUUAAGAAAGAAAAAAAAAAAAGAAAGAAAAGAAAAAGCAAGAGCAGAUUAUCAAAAAGGAGAAAGAUGGGGUUGCCUUGAAUGACAAGCAUGUGGGGUGGGAUUUGAGGAUUGUGGGCCCCACGCACCCUCUUUUUUUUUUCUUUUUUUUUUUUAAAUCCUUGUUUCCCUUCUCUUUUGUUCUUUUUUCCUCUCUCUGUGUUGCCUGUGUAGGUGUGGGUGUGGGUGUGGGUAUUUGUAACUAUAACAGCUGUUUCAGCUCU
Molecule: messenger RNA, 2724 nt
Organism: Magnolia sinica
Lineage: Eukaryota; Viridiplantae; Streptophyta; Magnoliopsida; Magnoliales; Magnoliaceae
Product: transcription factor GTE7-like
Exons: 2
Coding region: 1-1956 (651 amino acids)
Molecular function (GO): protein binding
Source: RefSeq, a predicted model, not a curated record